Molecule: messenger RNA, 1874 nt
Organism: Scleropages formosus (Asian bonytongue)
Lineage: Eukaryota; Metazoa; Chordata; Actinopteri; Osteoglossiformes; Osteoglossidae
Gene: efhc1
Product: EF-hand domain (C-terminal) containing 1
Exons: 10
Coding region: 132-1805 (557 amino acids)
Biological process (GO): cilium-dependent cell motility; mitotic spindle organization; mitotic cytokinesis
Cellular component (GO): mitotic spindle; axoneme
Molecular function (GO): alpha-tubulin binding
Source: RefSeq, a predicted model, not a curated record
ACAUAAUGCGGACGAUGAAAUGAGAGAGUUGGGCUCCGAACCUCUCAGAGCCUCAACUCGUCUGCGUGUUUGCGCUCAGCGGCUCUUUCUUUGUACGGGACCGAACCGAUCCGAACCGGACCGGACUCCUCAUGGCGGGCUACUCUACUUUCGGACUGCCCUUUUUGCCGGGAAACUGCUUCCGGGACUUCAGCAAGUCAGAAUUCCACCGGCCGCAGACUCUGUCCUACCUGAACGGCUAUGGCAUUCCGCGGUGCCUCAGGUCGACCAUGAGCCAGGAGAUGCUGGACACCGAGUGUCCCACCCAGAACGCCAUGGAGCAGCUCUUCCUCCAGAUGCCCGCUCUGACUUACGGGCAGGCCGGUCACAGCCUGACCAGAGAGAGGCCCUUCAUCCCAUCAUACGUGGCUUUCGACAAGAAGGUGCUGCGCUUCUAUGGAUACUUCAUGCAGGAGGUGCUGCUCUCCCCUCAGGAGAAUUACCGGGUGCGGCCUGUGGUCAUCUACUACUUCCUGGAAGAUGACAGCAUGUGCAUAAUAGAGCCAGAGGUGGAAAAUUCCGGAAUACCACAGGGCAAGCUGGUUAAGAGACAACGGCUGCCCAAGAAUGACCGAGGAGACUACUACCACUGGAAGGACCUCAAUCUGGGCGUCGAUCUGUGUGCAUAUGGAAUAAUAUACCGUCUUACAAACUGCGAUGCCUACACCAGGGAGUUCCUAGAGAGUGAGGGCGUGUUGCUCUCUGAGCCAGAGGAGAUCCCCGUUGACCCCUAUGCUGAGAGUCGGGUUGAGCCUGAACACUGCUACAUCACCCCUUCCGACUUUGAUCGUCUCAAACAGUUUCUCACCAUGGACCGCAAGGUGCUGCGAUUUUUCGCCCUUUGGACAGAAAUGGACGACCAGAGCAAAGAAGUGCGGCGUUUCUCUAUCCAGUACUACCUGGCAGAUGACACGGUGGAGAUCCGAGAGUUCCACGAGCCCAACAGUGGGCGCGACACCUUACCGGUUCUGCUUCGAAGGCAGAGGGUGCCCAAGAACUUUAAACCAAAGUGCAAGGAGUUCCCGAGGUGCGUGCUGGAGGUGUCCUCUCAGGAGGUGGAAGAGUACUUCUCCCCCAGAGACUUCAGAGUGGGCGAGACGGUCUACCUCAUGGGUCGGAGCUUCCUGUUGUACGACUGUGACGAGUUCACCCGCAGUUACUACAAGCAGCAGUUCCCCGACAUGGAGCUCAAGCCCAUCCAGAUGGACAGUGGCAAGGAGGUGCACAUCAAGAAGGAAAUCCCCCCCUACAAUGGCUUUGGGUCUCUGGAAGAUUCUUUGCAGAAUUGCCUGUCCCUCAUUCCUGCGCCUCCCAAGAAGGACAUCUUGAAAAUGCUGGAGAACGAUCACAAAGUGCUGCGAUACAUCGCUAGAAUGGAUUCCCAGAAACGCCAGGACGAGGAUCGCCGCUUCGUCAUCUCCUACUUCCUCUCCAACGACAUGAUCAGCAUCUUCGAGAAGCCAACGCGCAACUCCGGGAUCAUUAGCGGGAAGUUUUUGGAGAAGACCCGUGUUCCCAAGCCCAGCUCCACCGUGGACAACCCCGAGUACUACGGCCCAGGAGACUUCGCAAUCGGAGCCACUUUGGAAGUGUUCGGACACCGCUUCGUGCUCAUAGACGCCGACCUCUACGUGCUGAAGUACCUGGAGACCAUGAAUGAGCAGAUCCCCUCGGACACCCUGUCCUCCCUCCGUCAGCACCUGGGUGUGGAGCCCGAAAAGGCUCUCGCCGCUGAGCAAUCUCAAGAAACUGAAAAAACGUCUUGACGGCAUCACAUCGCCGGCUCAUCCGUUUGUCGCGCUGCUGAUCGCGAUUCAGAGGACGGCUUAAAUGCG